AUGACCUUCGAAUAUAUGAGCAUCGAGCUUUGCAGCGUCUCUCAGAAACGGCUGCCAAAUCUCAAACGACGAAUUUUCGAUGCUUUGAACGGCCAGCUCAAAGGAGAUGAUAACGAGUCAAUACCUAUCCCUACCGUCUUUGACCUAUUCGAUUUCCUUGGCCCGGAGGCGCAGUGGGAUAUAGAGCCUCCUACUUUUAAUUACUACCGAGAUCUUGACCUGCGAACAUGCCUAGAUGAAGAUGAGGAUUCGGUCGCAACUUAUGAUAUCGACAAGGUUAGAGAGAUUCUACUGUUGAAGCGGAAUGAGGGUCGUAGCUCGGGACAAGUCAUCUCGAAAGAGGAUGCGGAAGCUAUUGACAAGGAGGAGACCCUUCUGCUUCAAUACCUUGCCUUCUCGAACCGACAGAGACAUAUGAAUUCCUACCGUCUUAAGGUUCUCAAGUCCUGGACAAACCUACUCCUUGUCAUGUUCGAGUCGAACGAAUUCCAGGGUAGUGCCAGGGUUUCGUUUCUUCUCCAAGCUCUUCAGGCGGCCCUUCCAAGCCUGGAGAGUUAUGGCUCCGACAGCCCAGAUGAGGCACUUGAGCUCGCCAAGCUCGCCAAGAUGCUCCUUUUCAAAAUGGAUUUCUCUCUCACGGCGUCCGACGAGAGCAGUCACACAGUUGGCAACCUCAUCAGCGAUAAACUCUUCCAGGUCUUCCAAAUUUGCCUCCAAGCCAUCGGCAAGUGGGCAGGGAACUCCGAGUUGCGGUCCAUAUACUACGCCAUCUGCUAUCGAUAUCUGACUGGCAUCGUAGACAAAGGCUCAGGGUUUCUCCCCGGCCGGCAGAAGACUAUCAAGUCUGUCCAGCUGUAUGGCGAGAGGUUGCUCAAUGUCAUCUCUGAUGAUGCCUACGGGAGCGAUCCGCAGUGCCAGACUGCGGCUCUCAUUGUUCUAGGGGCGUUCGUCAACCUGGGCCGAGCUGAGGAGGACCCCUAUGUCGUGAACACCCUUAACAAGUUGAAUGUCAUCGGCGUACUCGUAGACUCCCUAAAGUCAGUCCUACAAGAAUGGCUGGAAAUCGUCCAGACAAACAAUCUUGACCACCAGCUCUAUUGGGAUGCCAAGCUCUCACUUCUGCUCCAGCUCUGCCAGACCCGAGACGGCGCAAAAUACGUGUUGCACGCAAAUCUAUUCCGCUCUCUCGAGGUCUCUGGUCUAUUCUCUGCCGACCCGGAGCUUGAAAUCGACCCCGCCAACACCGUCGCUCUCGAGAAGCACUACACCAUCCUCGUGCGGGUGGCGCGCAUCAUCGGCGCGGCCAUCCUGUCUCGCGGCUCCCACAACGUCGUCCAGGGCCGCCGCUUCCUGACGGACCACCGCAUGCUCGUGAUGCACGUGCUCAAGCGCAGCGCGGGCAUCGGCGCCGGCCACAUGAGCAGGACCCUCGAGGACAGGGUCGAGGAGCUGGCCGACGCAUUCAUGGUGCUCAUCACCGCUACUGACUUCUUGGAGUUCGAGGAACAGCAAGCCCCGGUAGAGAAACCGAGGACGCCUCUUCUCUUCCACUAA
Messenger RNA from Phaeoacremonium minimum UCRPA7, 1554 nucleotides. RefSeq names its product putative nuclear pore complex subunit protein. Gene Ontology annotation, molecular function: structural constituent of nuclear pore. The record is from RefSeq and is a predicted model, not a curated record. The transcript is spliced from 4 exons. Bases 1 to 1554 code for a protein of 517 amino acids. Gene Ontology annotation, cellular component: nuclear pore inner ring; nuclear pore. Gene Ontology annotation, biological process: nuclear pore organization. Lineage: Eukaryota; Fungi; Ascomycota; Sordariomycetes; Togniniales; Togniniaceae.